Messenger RNA from Lobosporangium transversale, 554 nucleotides. RefSeq names its product cytochrome C oxidase copper chaperone-domain-containing protein. Gene Ontology annotation, cellular component: mitochondrial intermembrane space. The transcript has a single exon. Gene Ontology annotation, molecular function: copper chaperone activity; copper ion binding. Bases 75 to 278 code for a protein of 67 amino acids. NCBI's taxonomy places the organism in Eukaryota, Fungi, Mortierellomycota, Mortierellomycetes, Mortierellales, Mortierellaceae. The record is from RefSeq and is a predicted model, not a curated record. Gene Ontology annotation, biological process: mitochondrial respiratory chain complex IV assembly.
CCUCUCUCUUACUCUCCUUCACAUUCACUUCUUUACUCUUCUUAGUCAGUGCAUUCUAUAAAUUACCACCCAUCAUGGCUGCCACUACCAUCGCUCCUGCUGCGGAGACUACAACUGUUCCUAUCGGAAAGGAUGGCAAGCCUCUCAAGCCAUGCUGUGCUUGUCCCGAAACCAAGAAGGCUCGCGAUCAGUGUGUCUUUAACCAGGGCGAAGAGAACUGCCUUGAGCUUAUCAAGGCCCACCAACAAUGCUUACGUGAUCUCGGAUUCAAGAUCUAGCGAAAACAACUAAGAACGACAAGUAUCAACAAACAAUAACAAUAACAACAAUAACAAGCAUAUUAUAGUCAGGCAUCCAUUCUUUUGCUCUCUCCACCUACUCUGUAUUUUCAUAAGAAAAAACAACAUUUACAAACAACAACAAAACAACAAAGUGUAGUGGUAUGACUGGUGCCCUUGCACCUCUUCAUUGCUACACUGUCCAUUUGAUCACUUUUUUUUUUUUACAUAGAAUCCUUCCCUUUUUUUUGUGUAUUAUUUUCUAAAUAGACAACG